Messenger RNA from Ustilago hordei, 990 nucleotides. RefSeq lists its product as uncharacterized. Gene Ontology annotation, molecular function: arylformamidase activity. The record is from RefSeq and is a predicted model, not a curated record. NCBI's taxonomy places the organism in Eukaryota, Fungi, Basidiomycota, Ustilaginomycetes, Ustilaginales, Ustilaginaceae. The coding region runs from base 1 to 990 and encodes 329 amino acids. The transcript has 4 exons.
AUGACGACGGUCGGUGCAAAAGACCUGACCUUCGACGAGCUACCCGAAGGCGGACGAGGAUGUCUUGCAAAUUUGUGGGGCCCACCAGGCACACCAGCACGCUAUCUUGGAACGCUCAACCACAUCGAUUCCACCGCCAUACUCAACGGUAGGGCUGCUGCUAUCCAACAUGGCAUCUCGAUUGGCCUGAAUCUACCACUCGACCAGCUCUCGCCUCCUGCCGUUGGACGUACAGCGCUCCAACACGAGCGUAAAGGUCUAGAGGGCUUUUCAGCUAUGGACGAUGUCUACACCGUCAACCCUCAGCAGACGUCGCAGUGGGAUGCUUUGCACCAUUGGUGUCAUACCUCUCGAAAACGCACCUUUGACGGAUUGACGCAGGAACAGGUGCUUGACAAGACCAGGAUACAGCCGCCCAUCCUGCAAACAUGGGCGCAGCGAGGCAUCGUGGCGCGUGGCGUCUUGCUCGAUUUUGCGCAGUACGCUGAGCGACAUGCACUUCCAGACUUUCAUCCAGUCGAAAGCUUUGCCAUCACAAUGGCACAUGUUAGAGACAUGGUUCGGGAACAAAACGUAAAGUUCCUCCCGGGAGAUGUGCUCUUCAUCUAUCAGGGCUUUACUCGACAUCAUACAUCUGUUUACAGCGAUGAAGAGAGGGACAAAUUUGCGAAACACAUAGCAACACCGACGAUGCCUGUAGCGGGUCUCGAACAGAGCGAGGCUUUGGCUCGCUUCUUGUGGAACAACAAAAUCUCCGCCAUCGUCAGCGACAAUCUCAGCGUCGAACGAUUUCCGCCAAUCAACAGUGAUUGGAUCCUUCACGACUUGCUCCUUUCUUCCUGGGGUAUGCCGAUGGGUGAGCUGUUUGACUUGGACGAGCUCGCAAAAACAUGCACAAGGCUGCAAAAGUUUACCUUCAUGCUAGCGUCGGCUCCUUUCAACUACGCGGGCGGACUGUCCAGUCUCGCAAAUGCUGUCGCAAUCCUCUAG